AUGUCGACGCCCCGAUCGAAAAAGGAAAUCCCUUCCACCGUCCACCAAACCACCGUCGACCACUUCAAAGCACAGCCAUGGACUCGCCCGACCCUCCAGGACCCAGCAUUCCGCAUAGUCUCCAUGUCCCGCGAAGUAACACAUGGCGGGCAUGGUCAUACACUCAUGGGCAGGACAUGGAACACAGACUCCACAGUCCAGCAUCUGCUUUCGCUUUCACGACCGUCCACCGCCUCAGACCCGUCUAGCUUCCCACAAUCCGAGACAGACAGAGCUGAAGUGAGGAGAUUCUAUACCUUUGGCAAGGAUCUGAACGCGCAUCCGAAUCUGCUACAUGGUGGUGUGAUAGGCUGUAUCCUGGACAGCACGCUUGGUGGUGUCGUAGGUAUGGCGUUAAGCCAGACGGCCGAGACCAGCACCAUGUUCACCGUGCAGUUGAACAUCAGCUACAAGAAACCCAUCAAAACACCGGGAAGUGUCAUGCUGCGAAGUUGGGUCACAAAGGUGGAAGGUAACGGCCGCAAAGUCUGGGCAAAAGGCGUCGUUGAAGGCGAAGGUGGCGUCGUUCAUGCUGUGGCAGAGGGCAUGUGGUUGGGAGCCAAGGGAAAGCUGUAG
Fulvia fulva is the source of this 615-nucleotide messenger RNA. RefSeq lists its product as uncharacterized. The transcript has a single exon. Bases 1 to 615 code for a protein of 204 amino acids. NCBI's taxonomy places the organism in Eukaryota, Fungi, Ascomycota, Dothideomycetes, Mycosphaerellales, Mycosphaerellaceae. The record is from RefSeq and is a predicted model, not a curated record.